AUUGGUCCUUGACCCUAACCCCGUCAUUUUUGAGCCGUUAGUGAAGGGGUAAAUUUGUCUUUUCAUCUUGCAGUCACUCUAAUAAUCGAUCAUUAUGCACAUAUACGCAUGAACUCUGUAAUUAAGUACAAAGAUCAUCUUCCUCCUUCCUCAGCUACCCAUUACCCUUUCGCAUUCAUCUUCGUCUUCUCCAACAGAACACAAGGCAGAGGAUCAUCUGUCGAUUGAAAACGAUAAUGGUGUUAACGUUAUGGUCACUUCGUUCCAAACACACUAAAGCAUCAAAUUAUGAUUUGGAAAGGAUAUACCAGGGAACAAGCAACUAUUUCACUCUGAAAAUCCAUCAUGGUGGGAUAUUCACGAAAAGCCCUGGGAGAAGGUACGUAGAUGGAACAAUAGACUAUGUUGACUUCGUAGAUAUUGACGUAUUCUCUGUGCAUGAGUUGGAUACAAUGGUUCGAGAAAUAGGGUACGUAGAAGGGCAAACUUUGUAUUAUCAUUUUCUUAUUCCAGAAGUCGAGUUGGACUUUGGUCUGUUACCUCUAGGAAAUGAUGGGGAUGUGCAUGUAUUGUCAAAUUAUGUGGAAAAAAAUAACCUUUUAAGUAUCUACAUAGAGCAUGGGCACACAAGGGUUAACAGUUAUUUUUUGUCCCCCACCAAGGUUAUUAUUGAGGAGUUGGUUACUGAUGUAUCCCCUGAACUAGAUAGGAACCAAAAGAAGGGAAAAGUUGUUGGGUCUUCUAGGAAAAAAUUAGACUACUCCCAGUCCAUUGUGCCAUAUGGAACAUUUGAUGGACCUUCACAAGUGAUACAGGAUAGUGAGCCAGUUAUGGAUGAUGAGCCAGUUAUGACUGAUGAGCCAGUUUUGAAUGAUGAACCAGUUAUGACUGAUGAGCCAGUUUUGAAUGAUGAACCAAUUAUGAAUGAUGAACCAGAUUUGAAUGAUGAACCAGUUAUGAAUGAUGUACCUGUUAUGAAUGAUGUGCCAAUCAUAGAUGACCAAUAUGAUGAGCCAGUUAUGAAUAAUGAUCCAGUUGUAGAUGAUGAAUAUGAUUGUGGGAUAGUGCAGAUGAAAGUGAUUUUGAUAGUCAGCAUGAUGCAAAAAAAUAGUGUUUGA
Messenger RNA from Lactuca saligna, 1118 nucleotides. NCBI's taxonomy places the organism in Eukaryota, Viridiplantae, Streptophyta, Magnoliopsida, Asterales, Asteraceae. The record is from the annotation of a GenBank genome assembly.